AUGUCGACGGUAAGGCGAGAACAAAGUGAUCAGUCCGUUAACGAUUCAAGGCCCCAGUCUAGAAGUAGUCUACCGAACGGAAUCGAGCAGACGUACAAACAAAGACACUGGUUUCUUUUCAUACCAAAUCUAGAUGAAAAAGUAAACGAAGUAUGCGAGCAAUUAAGUGAAACUGAACUGUCCGAUGCUUCUUUGUCUGAUGAUUCUGCAUCUGACGAUGAUUCUGCAUCUGAUAUUGGGAAUACUUCAAGCGCCUCUAAUGGUAUCCAAAAUAACCAUGUCAAUUACAGAAAUCAAAAUGGUACUGUCAUGACAUCCGGACUAGAUCAACAACAAUCGCCUCUAGAACUCAUCAGCGAUUUCUUAUUACAAAUUAUGAAUGGUAACUAUGAGGAGGCUCAAAGGCUAUGCGAGCAAAUUUUAGAGGUUGAACCCGACAACCAAACAUGCCUUGAAUAUCGAGAAGUAUUGAAAGAAAGAAUUCAACUUGGUUAG
Molecule: messenger RNA, 495 nt
Organism: Trichoplax adhaerens
Lineage: Eukaryota; Metazoa; Placozoa; Uniplacotomia; Trichoplacea; Trichoplacidae
Exons: 5
Coding region: 1-495 (164 amino acids)
Molecular function (GO): protein binding
Source: RefSeq, a predicted model, not a curated record